Molecule: messenger RNA, 931 nt
Organism: Raphanus sativus (radish)
Lineage: Eukaryota; Viridiplantae; Streptophyta; Magnoliopsida; Brassicales; Brassicaceae
Product: probable 2' cyclic ADP-D-ribose synthase BdTIR
Exons: 2
Coding region: 80-694 (204 amino acids)
Biological process (GO): signal transduction
Source: RefSeq, a predicted model, not a curated record
UACAAACACACGCCACAAAGCCUCUAUUCAUCAUCUAUCAAUCCUAUCUAAUCUCAUCACCAAAAAUAAAUCAAAAAUCAUGAUCUCUAGGGUUUUCGACUUCAUGAAGCAAUCCAAAUCCAUUCAGCUAAAUAACAGACUAUUCCUCGAUCUUCUUUCUUCUUCUUCUUCUUCUUCUUCUUCAUCAACCAAACCCAAAGCUUUGCAUGAUGUGUUCAUCAACCACAGAGGAACCGACACAAAGAGAAACAUCGCGACUUUGCUUUACGACAAUCUCAAUGCCCGUAACAUACGUCCAUUCCUGGAUAGCAAGAACAUGAAACCUGGAGACAAGCUUUUUGAUCAUAUCAACCGUGCGAUUCUCACUUCUAAAGUCGCCGUGACCGUUUUCUCUCCCAACUAUUGCGAUUCUUAUUUCUGUUUGCACGAGCUUGCUCUUAUAAUGGAGUCCAAGAAAAGGGUCAUACCGAUAUUUUUUGACAUCAAACCUUCACAACUCGAUGUUAUGAUCGAGAGGGUGACAUGUUCUGAUGAUGAAAUCCAACGGUUUAGAUGGGCUCUUCAAGAAGCUAAAGAUAUCGUUGGUCUUACGUUCGAUUCCUGUAAAGGGAAUUUAUCAGAGGUUGUUACAGUUGCGGCGGAUGUUAUCGUUGACAGGUUGGUGGAGUUAGAUGCUGAAGUUGGAGAUGCUUAGGCGUUGGAAGAACUUUAAUUAACUCCAAAUCAGAAGCUUCUCUCACAUAUAUAUUUCAUAUGAUUAAUUAAUUAAUUUAAUUCAUUUCAUUCAUGCAUAUAUAGUUAACAGAAGAGAUAACAACUUUUUGUAAUGAGGAUUUCUAAUCUGCAUUAUUCUUGUGUAUUAUUUUGUGUGUGGCAAAUUAUUGCUUUGUAAGCUCAAGAAAUAAAUAAAUAACAUUCUCUCUUUCUAAUA